Messenger RNA from Paramuricea clavata, 591 nucleotides. NCBI's taxonomy places the organism in Eukaryota, Metazoa, Cnidaria, Anthozoa, Malacalcyonacea, Plexauridae. The record is from the annotation of a GenBank genome assembly.
CCAAGUUACAUCCAAGCACUAACGUUAAAUAAGCCGAUUGUAAUACUCGGAGAUUUAAACUGUGAUGUGUUAAGACAGAAUUGUCCAGAAUCCAAAGCAUUGAUCAACUUUGCUAAAGAAAUUAACCUCAGCCAACUUAUAAAGUCUCCUACACGAAUCACCAAUACCACUCAAUCCUUAUUAGACGUUGUAUUGGUCUCCUCGAACUCGCUAGUACGUCGUAGCGGUGUUUUAAAUACAACAAUAAGUGACCACCUUCCAGUCUAUGUCGAUUUCAAGUUGAAAUCUCGCAAACAUCCUCCCCAUUACAUAACCGUUCGUAGUUACAAGAACUAUUCGCCUAGUUUAUUCGUAACUGACUUCGCCAGAAGUUCACACGACAGCUUAUUAUCUAUUUUCAACGACGGUGACGUAAAUAGUAUGUUAGACACAUUCAACCAAACCAUCCAAUCUACUCCAGACUCGCAUGCUCCUAUAAAGACAGUCAAAGUACGUAGCCGUCCUUGUCCGUUUGUAACUCAGGACAUAAAGGACCUCAUGAAGACCAGAGACCAGCUACACCGCCGAUACUUACACUCGGGACGACCUUGA